Molecule: messenger RNA, 2963 nt
Organism: Porites lobata
Lineage: Eukaryota; Metazoa; Cnidaria; Anthozoa; Scleractinia; Poritidae
Source: the annotation of a GenBank genome assembly
AUGAAGAGAACUUUGAUUGGAGUUUUUGUCUUAGUGGUUUUGUUUCUUUUGGUCUCUUACGUUAGAAACUUGCUACAGCUUGGACACAAGGUGAAGCAUGCGAUUUUUAUCUGUAAAUCUGGAUAAACUUGAAUUUUGUGACUUUUAUAUCGCGGGGCAGGUUCUGGUUGUGGUCUGUAACAACUUAUUUAUUGAGAUGAAGAUGAUGGAAGAACAGAUAGAUAAAAUAUUCUUACAGAAAUGCAAGGAUAAUAUUGUCUUUCUUUCGUUUCCAAACUCUGUAGGCUGGAACAAUGGAAAAAAGACAGAGGGCUAGUCAGCAGCAUUUUUCCGUUGAUUUGUUGGAAUUUUUUGAUGUAAAUGAUGCUUUGGAUGUUACUUGGGCUCAUGCAGUAAACAGCCAGUCCAACCUUCAGACAGCAUUAUCUACAGAGGUGAUUUUAAUAUAUAUUUACCUACCUUACAAAUAGAUUUCACUUUGCCAUGUGUCUGUUGAUGCCCUGCUCUGCCUGCUAGGUAUUAGAGGAUUUUCUCAUGUAUGUGUUGGGUGAGGGAGGGGGAUGAGAUGCUUCAGGGUUGGCGAGCGGGUCACAUGUCUUUGGCUGAGGGCUGAAGCCACAGGUGGUAAGGCACUCAGGGUGGUUUCUUCAGUAAUAUUUGAUCAAAGAUGAUAUCAAAAUGUGGUAAGAACAAAAAAAAGGCACACAAGCCACAGGAGUGUGUCAAUGAUGAUCUCAACACUUUUUGAAGCCUUCUGUGAUCUAUCACUGAACAGAAACAAGGCAAGAUGGAAUAUAUUCGUUUCAUACAAUGGAAAGAAAAGAACAUAGACAAACUUGCCUUGUGGUGCUUGAUUAUUAGAGGAUUUGUGCCAGGUUAGCCAUUUUCCACAUGACAAAUGUUAAGUUUCAUUUCAGCCUCUUUUCUUCUUUAUCAGUUUCUCCCAAGGGUUUUCCCAGGCCUUCAAUUGCUAAAAGCAGAAUAAUUAAAUGAACAUUCUCGUAACUGUCAGUCUUGCACAGUGAUGACAAAUAAUGACGACACUUUUUUUUGAAGAUUUUUUCCAGUUUAGGGAUUGGACUCUUUUUUUUCUAGUUUUGCCUUUUAUUUUUCUUGCUGAACUAUUUCAAGGCUUUUGCUUGCUUAAUCAGCAAUGAUUUCGCAAAAAAAAAAUUCAAAAUAAUGUUGCACACAAUGUUUAACAAAAUAAAGAAAGCAAGUUUCUGGUGAUGACAGCUGUGUGUCUUUACGCUAAAAGUUCAUGGACAAUGACCAAGCACAUUAUGUGUAGCAUUCUGUACAUUGUGAUUGCACAGUUUUCAAAAUGUACAGGCAAUGCCAGCCUAGUCUCUAACCAUUCUAGGCUCAGUCAAACCAAUACUCUAUACCCUGAGCUGUCAUGUCACUGAUAGAGACUCACAGACAAUGUGGCGAGAGAGAAUACAAGGACUAGGCUCGGCAAAUGCAAUAUCACUGUCUGCUGUCAUGGUUUUGCCAGUAGACAAUUCAAAGAUUACUUGGGUGUCACACACUCUGGAAAUAUGAUGGCAUCUGCACUCUUUUUUUCCUUGUGAUAGAUGGAUUUUUCUUGUUUUGGUUCUAAUGGUCUCUGUACCUUUCUUGUAGCUAUGGCUUAAAAGUUGAGCUUAUGUCUCAACAGUUAACUUAACUAUAAUGAGUGCAUGUAACUGUGUAAAACCUUCUAUAGGUCACACACUGUACAGCCGACUCUCUCUUAACAGACACCUCUGUAAAACGGACACCUGUGGUUGGUCCCUACCUUUGUUUACUCCCUUUAUUUGAAUCUCUUUAAAACGUACAUCUCUCUAAGACACCUUUAUAAGAUAGGAAUCUCUGUGAAGUAGAUACCUAGAGUUGGUCCCUACCUUUCUUUACUCGCUUUAUUUGACUCUCUGUAAGACAGACGUCUCUCUAACACAGACACUUACUGGCAACCCCAAAGGUGGAAAGUGCCCACCAACCCCUCUCCUAAGCCAACAUUUUGCCUUAAGUGAGAAGUAAGUGUUAAUGUUGGCUUAUGGGAGGGGUAGGUGGACAGUUUCCCAGAAACGUAUCAUGAUCCCAAAGGUGUCAGUCUUAGAUAGAGUUGACUGCAUUGACUUUCUCUAUAUCUUUUCUUGGAUCAAUUUAGGCUUCUGGGAAACUGCCCACCUACCCCUCCCCUAACCCAACAUUUUGCCCUAAGUGAGAAGUAAGUGUUAAUGUUGAGUUAGGGGAGGGACAGGUGGGCAAUUUCCUAGAAACCUAAAUUUAUCCCUCUUCUUUAGGUUAUGAUGUUAGAGGCGGAUGUAUCCCAGCAGGCUGAUGGAACUCCCAUCAUGGCGCAUCCACCAAGUACAGACAGUGAUCUCUCACUUGUGCAGUUUCUUAAAGGGGCUCUCAACUCACGCAAAGGUAUCAAACUGGAUUUCAAAUCCACAGAUGUUCUUGAACCCUCACUGAAAAUUCUUCUAGAACAAACCUCACAACAAGAAGCCGUUAAUCCAAUAUGGUUGAAUGCAGAUAUCUUGCCUGGCCCUUGCAAAAGUGAUUGUAGUCCUGUCAAUCCAGGGGUGUUCUUUUCACUUUGUACCAAGUAUUUUCCAUCAGCUACUCUCUCUGUUGGCUGGACCACUCAUUCGUUUAUUUCUGUUGAAAAUGACUAUUAUGAAUGGCGUUUUGUUCAGCCAAUGAAAGACUUGCUCUCCAGUGUCACUCAGCCAGUCACUUUCCCAGUUAGAGCUAAUAUGAUUGGCAAGUCAAUGGAACAGAUGAUCUGGCUUUUGAGUCUCUCCAGUAACUACAGCCUAACAGUGUGGUCAGCAUUUUUCGAUAAGCCCAAUAUUAAGGACUUAGUUGUUCUACAAAAUAAAGUGUCCAAUAGCAAAAAGAUCUUUUAUGAUCUCCCUUCAGAUCAGAAAGCCAAAUUUAUGGAAGAACUAAAGGUAAAGAAGACACUAUAA